Molecule: messenger RNA, 1528 nt
Organism: Lolium rigidum
Lineage: Eukaryota; Viridiplantae; Streptophyta; Magnoliopsida; Poales; Poaceae
Product: probable N-succinyldiaminopimelate aminotransferase DapC
Exons: 10
Coding region: 1-1206 (401 amino acids)
Biological process (GO): biosynthetic process
Cellular component (GO): cytoplasm
Molecular function (GO): pyridoxal phosphate binding; L-kynurenine:2-oxoglutarate transaminase activity
Source: RefSeq, a predicted model, not a curated record
AUGGAGGAGAAGCUGUCAGAGGCGUCGAGGCGGGCGACGCCGUCGCCCAUCCAGCAGCUCUCCCACCUCGCACAGCGCGUCGGCGCCGUCAACCUCGCCGAGGGGUUCCCCGACUUCCCCGCGCCCGCCCAUGUCAAGGCCGCCGCCACCGCAGCCAUCGCCGCCGACCUCAACCAGUACAGGCAUGUGCAGGGGAUCUGCGACGUGCUCGCGGAGACGAUGAAACGGGACCACGGCCUCCGCGUAGACCCACUCACCGACUUCGCCAUCUGCUGCGGGCAAUCCGAGGCCUUCGCCGCCGCUAUAUUUGCAAUCAUAGACCCAGGGGAUGAGGUUCUGCUCUUCGACCCCGCUUACGAAACGUACCAAACGUGCAUCGAGCUGGCCCGGGGUGUCCCUGUGUAUGUGCCGUUGGAUCCACCUUCGUGGACACUAAACGAGGAUAAGUUCUUGAAGUCGUUUACGAGUCGGACAAAGGCCGUGAUCUUAAAUAGCCCACAUAAUCCAACAGGGAAGGUGUUUAGCAAGGAGGAGCUGCUUGUUAUUUCUAAAGCUUGUCGGAAAAUGGACUGCUUUGCAAUAACAGACGAGGUUUAUGAGUAUAUUACUUACGACGAGAAUAAGCAUAUCUCUCUGGCUUCUCUUCCAGGAAUGCAAGAGAGGACCAUCAUCACAUCUUCACUGUCAAAAACUUACAGUGUAACUGGUUGGAGAAUUGGCUGGGCUUGUGCUGUAGCAAACAUAGCAGCAGCAAUAAGAAAUAUCCAUGUCAAACUGACAGAUUCAGCUCCUGCACCAUUCCAAGAAGCUGCAUUAAUUGCAUUAACCAGCACACCAGACUACUAUGAGUCCCUUAAAACUGACUAUGCAGUGAGAAGAAACUUCAUUCUUCAGUUGCUCAAGAAUUAUGGUUUACACAUUAGCUUCGAGCCACAAGGUUCAGUCUUUGUGUUUGCUGAGCUGCCCAAGUCUUGGCAAAUUUCUGAUAUAGAUUUUGUGACGAACUUGAUCAACAAUGCUGGCGUGGCGGCUGUACCUGGCCGUGGCUUCUUCCACACAGACUCCGACGACCAAAGCUACCAUCACCGGUAUGUUAGGUUCGCGUUUUGCAAGAGCGACGAGACCCUCAAGGCUGCUGCGCAGAAGAUGAUGAAGCCAGCCGAGAGCAAUGGAAGAGUGUUGCAUGACACUGCUCAAAGCUCUUGAGUUUCGAAAUAGUAAGGUGCAGUAUCAGAUGCUUAGAGACUACAGUCGAAGGGCCGCAUGACUAUUACCUCCAGCACCCGAGCGUAGCCCUGUUAACGAUCCAACUAAACACAUUUAUUGAUGAAUUCCAGCGAAGUUAAAAUCCAAUCUACAGUAUCUCAAACCAAACGAUAGGUCAUUUCAGAACCGUACAAGAUAGUAAUUUCGAAACUUGUGUGAUGGUUUGCAGUCGAUCAAUUGUUACUGAAUAGUCAUAACCACUGUCUUGUCAAACAAUAGGGCGAUUUCGAGAGUGCUGAGUGAUUACAAGGCUCUUUUGGCA